This is a messenger RNA of Brassica napus (rape), 2232 nucleotides long. Its product is annotated as membrane protein of ER body-like protein. Lineage: Eukaryota; Viridiplantae; Streptophyta; Magnoliopsida; Brassicales; Brassicaceae. The coding region runs from base 126 to 1988 and encodes 620 amino acids. The transcript has 7 exons. The record is from RefSeq and is a predicted model, not a curated record.
UCAUCAUCUUAUUAAGUACAUUUUGAACUGAAGAAGAGACAGAGACUUCUCUUGAUCUCAGUCUCUCUUUUGUUCUCCUUUUUCCUUUCUUUUGGCCCUUCCUGUCUUCCACCUUGUCUCUUUUGAUGGCAUUCGCCGAAGUCAUGGAGCUCACCACCGGGACAGAAAAGCACCACCAGGAGGUAGAAAUGGAAGAAGAGGAGGACCAAGUUGUCGGGUUGGAGAGAAAAACGUCGUCGUUGGCUCAUGAAAAGAGACCCGAUAGUGCAGAUAGUAGUACUAUCACCACUACCAACACAAGCUCAUCUUCUAGCUUUUCUGGUGAUGGAGAGCGUGUCACGAUAGAGAGUCUGGAGAUCUAUGAGUCAGCGGAGAAAGAAAUCGGAUUUCACGGUGAGCACGACGACGUGAACAAUGGCAACGUCUACUUGGACGUACACCAAGGUUCUGAGUCAUCUGAUGCGGAAUCUGAUGAUCAUGAGUCCCACACUGUUGACCACUUGAAUGGGAAGAAAAAAGUGACAGAGUUUGAAAAGGGUUCAUCUUCUGAGGAGAACAAAGGAUCACGUGAGAUCGAUGAAGUACAAGACGAUGAUAUCCCUGAAGAGGUGGAGGUGAUAGAGGAGGAGGAGGUGGACAUCGAACAUGUUAAAGAUUACAAGGCGAAGGAACUGGUGGAGAACCAAAAGACACCUGAUCUACUAUGUCCAAAAUGCAAGAAUUGCAUCACCAAAGUGGUUGUCCUCAAGAAAAGGGUCCUCCUCAGGAAAAAGGUUGCCCUUAAGAAAAAUAAGCAGAACAACCCUAAUGUGCCGGAGAGGCCUGCAGCGACAAGGCCUACCGGGACUGAUGAUAAUCUUCGUUCGGAAGACAAUAUGAAAUCUGCUGUUAGUAGUGAAAACCCUAUACCUGGGUCCUUUUUCUACAAGUGCUUGUCCUGCUUCAGCAUAUUCAAUAUCGAACCCAUAGUGGUGGGUUCAAACCCGGUUCCUCCCAGUGAAGUUAACGUGGGGAUUAACACUCGGCUAAAGCCUCAACAGGAGCCUACAGGCUGUUCCAACUGGAUCGUUUCAAUGAUUGGAAUUAAGAAAAACGAACAACUAGAAGAUAAAGGUGAAGCAAUGCCUAGUGUCCCGGAAGAUAAUCGGCCACGUGAUAACCAUACCCCUUUGGUAGUAGAUACGGCAGCCCCACCUCCUGUUCAGGAUGAUGCAGUAACUUUGAUUCAAGACAAAGUACGUCUCUCCCCGAUUCAACCACAACAUGACGUGAACGUACCAAAGGCAAUGAGUAGUGGACCCAGUGAUUCAAGAGUAGAUAUUCGUCAACUCCCAGUGACUUCUCUGCUAGGAGAGACUCCAGCUGAUCCGUUACUUCCACAAGUUGUUGAAAGACGUAAACCGGAGAUCUUGAAAAGCGUCGUAUAUGGUGGUUUAACAGAAGCAAUCACAAGCCUCGGUGUUAUCUCAUCCGCCGCUGGUUCUGGUGCUUCAACAUUGAACAUUUUGGUAUUAGGGCUUGCAAACUUAUUUGGAGGGCUUAUACUCAUUAUUCAUAACCUCCAAGAACUCAGAGAGGAGGAACCCAUCAUAGAAACAACUGAUGAUAACGGUGAAGAAGAAACUCGGUACAAGCGACUUCUAGGACGAAGAGAAAACUUCAUGCUUCACGCAACACUCGCAAUCUUAUCCUUCAUAAUCACCGGACUACUCCCUCCUGUCGUCUACUACUUCUCAUUCAGAGAAACACACAACAAAGACUACAAAGUGGCAUCAGUUUUCAGCGCAUCUCUGAUAUGUAUCUCCUUCCUCGCUCUAGCCAAAGCUCACGUGAGGAGCCCGAGAGGCAGCUAUCUGAAGAGCGUUCUGUACUACGCGGCGAAUGCUGUGUCGGUGUCAGGGAUUACCUACGUGGUUGGUAACGUUGUGAAUCAGUUGCUUGAGAAGUACGGAUGGUCUGAUGGGUUGAAACUCCGGCUGGGGAGAUGAUGCUUUCGCUUAUGGGGAGAAAGGCUGGUGGCUUUGGAUACUCAUCAUCAUACUGAUCACAGAAGCUUUGUCUCGUGGUGCUACUUUUUUUCUUUCACUCUGCUUUAUGAGAAUUCUCGUUAAACUUGUGUGUGUUUUCCUUAUGCCAAAUCUUUCUUGUGAGUGCGUGAAGUUGUUUCCAAGUGUAGGAAACGCAAAAUAAUAAAUGGUGACUGUAUUCGAAUUUGUUUUUGUAUCUUUCAAG